Mirounga angustirostris (Northern elephant seal) is the source of this 4612-nucleotide messenger RNA. Its product is annotated as histone H2B type 2-F-like. The record is from RefSeq and is a predicted model, not a curated record. Gene Ontology annotation, cellular component: nucleosome. Lineage: Eukaryota; Metazoa; Chordata; Mammalia; Carnivora; Phocidae. The transcript has 3 exons. Bases 903 to 1472 code for a protein of 189 amino acids. Gene Ontology annotation, molecular function: structural constituent of chromatin; protein heterodimerization activity; DNA binding.
CCUUUAGUCGGCUGGCGCGCUAGAGGGAACAGCUGAGACGGUUUAUAGGUCGUUUAUUGCCAAACCCGCUUUUUACAUGCUAAGUUACUAAAAGUCUGGAGCGUCAACCUAGCUUCUGUGAGAAAAACUUUGCAAGAGGGAGGACCCUGCUCUGCCAGUUGUUUGCAACGUUACAAGCUGCUAGUACAAAACGUUGGCACGAACCCAGAUACAGGAAUUAAGUGGAAAGGCCGUCAUGUCAGCUUGUGAUAACGGCUGGGAUGGGAAUCUGGGUUUAUCAACCAGAUUUUACAGUUAAGAGAACUGAGCCGGAUGUAAGGCCCUGUUUAAAUACUGAAGCCUUUUCCUGGCUACUGUGUCUUCGGAGUUGUAUAGGCAAUGACUUAAUUAAUACUUUCCUCGUUGCAUAAUAUAGGCGGCGCAAACAGGAAUUUGAGGGAAACACCUGAUUUUUUUUUUUUUUUUGAGAUGUGGGUUUAAAACCAGAAGCAAAACACUUCCACAAAGCGUAGGGAAAUGGUGCAAAAAUAAGAGAAAGUUGUCUUUAGCUGUUCCUUCAGAUCUCUUCGGUACACAAGUCUACAAUUGAGAAAAUGAAAACCAUCCCCAAACGCCCCAAACAGGUGAAACUAUACUUUUACAGAAUUUAUUGGUUAGCCUGAAAUGGAACACUUUGAUUGGCUAAAAGGACAUUUACUCUGCUAGCCACUAAGGAAGUGCGAGCCGAAGCUAUUAUUUAUGUGGGCUCCACCCCCUUAUGACGACAUUGUUGGAAAUUAACCAAUAAAAAUGCAGUCCCUUGCGAGCCUUCAUUUGCAUACCGGCUCUAUAAAUAGCGGGUAACCAAGCCUUUUGGAAGUAGUCCGGAUCGUUUCUGGUGUGUGGCGUUUCUUCUUGCAAAAAUGCCUGAUCCAGCAAAGUCGGCUCCUGCUCCCAAGAAGGGCUCCAAGAAGGCUGUUACGAAAGUGCAGAAGAAGGACGGUAAGAAGCGCAAGCGCAGCCGCAAGGAGAGCUACUCUGUUUAUGUGUAUAAAGUGUUGAAGCAGGUUCAUCCGGACACCGGCAUCUCGUCCAAGGCCAUGGGCAUCAUGAACUCCUUCGUCAACGACAUCUUCGAGCGCAUCGCCGGCGAGGCCUCCCGCCUGGCGCAUUACAACAAGCGCUCGACCAUCACGUCCCGGGAGAUCCAGACGGCCGUGCGCCUGCUGCUGCCCGGCGAGCUGGCCAAGCACGCCGUGUCCGAGGGCACCAAGGCGGUCACCAAGUACACCAGCUCGAAGUGUCUGUCACGAACGAUGCGCAGUAAAGCCAUAUGGUUUAGUCUGUCGGCCUACGUAUGUUUGCACCCCAGCGCUUGCACAGAGAAGAAGGCAAGGGACUGUCUAGAUCCGUGGUGGGCCCCUGCUGGGCUGCCACAGCCCUCCCUCCGUGGCUUCUGGUAUGUCCUUUCUUGCAGCUGCUCUCGUUCAUGACAUUAUGGCUCUUCUAAAUACCUCUCUUUUUGAAGGUAGGAGUUUACUCUUUUCUCAUGACCAGAGUCCAAAGAGAUUUCUAAAUUCCACUUUUUCUUUCUUCGCAGUUCCUUAUAUAUAAUCGUACAGAAAAUGGUGUCCACCAAAAAUAGCAUUCCCACUGCCAGAUAGAAAAGGACGUGAAACCAAACAAGAGUUUGUGUCUGGAGGCCUGAAAAAGAAAAAUGACAAGAAGAAAUGCUAGUUAGAGUGCAGAGGGAUCUGGCUGAGUUAUAUUUGGGAGGGAAGGCUGGCUGACAUGUGGUGUGCCUGUCCCCAGUGGAGACACUGGUAAUUUCAGGGGGCAUGUGGUGUACGGACCAGGGGCAGGCUCCUCGUAAGAGUUUAACUGCCAAGGGCCCUCUCAGUGGAUGGACUUCCUAGUUUCAGGCAUAAAGGCUAUUUCUAUGUCAUUUAAUGCUUGAAAUGAAUUUGGGUUGAAGAUAAACUUUUUUCCCAAAGAGUCUUUGUUUUGGAGUACCUCAGCCAGAUCAACACUUGGGUAAGUAUUUACGUGCAAUCCACAAAAUCCCAACCUCACCAAUCUACCAUAUGAGCUCCUUGAAGUAAGAACUGCACCCCAAUGUCUUCAUAUCCCCACACCCAUGACAAUAGAUGGGAGGAACUCAAUAUAUUGUUGAUUAGAUGUGGGGGGUAAGGAGGAGGAGCAAGGGGAAAAGAAAGAGGAGAGAAAAUAGGAAAUGAAGAAAGGAAGGAAAUAAAGGGAGAAAGGAAAGGAAAUUUAAUGAAGUUCAUGAGAAUAGUGAAGUUACGAAUCAGGAGUGAAAAGCCUGUUCAUGGGUUUUCCUUGGCUGGGCCAUGAAAUCCCCGUAAACAAACCUCAGCCCCAAAGGAGAAAAGGGAGCAUCUUCUCCUUGUGCCUUCUCCUGUCAAUUCCCCUCAUUCUCACCAAGCACCUGAAGCUCCAACUCAGGGCUGCGCUUGAUGACAUUGCCAUCUUCUGUGGUUGCCUCGCACCAGUAUAACCCUGAAUCUUCUCUCUUAGCAGUUAGUAUCUGGUAUUCAGAGGAUGUGUUCCUGCUCAGCAGGGUCUUGCUGCCCAUGUAGAAGGAGAAGUAAAGCUGCAAACCAGGUCUCUGUAGGAGCAACUUUGUUUCACAGCUCAGGUUGACCAGAUGCCCCUCCAGGAUGGGUGAUGACAAAGAUGCUUUUAGCACUGGGGCUGGAAAUAGCUCUAAAGAAAAAGUUGAUGGGGACAGGGUUGCCUGCUUCAGUGUCAAGAUUCUUUUUACAGAAGGUAUACCCCUUUCCUCUUUGAGAAACCUGCUCCUAGAGAAUGCAUCCGUAAGACAAUUUUUCCCACUUCCAGCAGAGAGGCAAUCUUGGGGUUUCCUCACAGAUACUCUUAUAAUUGCCAUCUUCUUCAUUUCCUACUGUGGAGAAUACCUCCACACAGUCCAUGCCUCCCUGAAUAGCCAUGUUAUUGAUUAUGUGGCCAUGCCUUUAGGUAAUGGUCCACCAGGAAUGGAUACUGACCCACACACUAGCCGGGUCAGUGACUCGUUACUUGUUUUACUGUCUCAAAAAAUAAUCUGGGACAAUCCUCUCUUCCCCAUAGGAAUGAAUUCUUUUUCAGAUAGAAAAAAGUUGCUAGUAGUUAUGAGUCCUAAGAUGAAAGAACCACAGUCCAGGCCCACAUGCAAGCUAGAACAGAGGAAGCUGCUGUAGUUAGCAGAUGUUCAAAGAGAAGUACAACCAGAGAGGUCACAUUGCCUCAAGAGAUAGACAGAAAGUAUAACUGACUCCUAAUGUCUUCAUGGCUUCUGUUUCUAUAGAGCUUUUUAUGAGAUUCCAUUGAGUCAUUUUCUAAUAACUCUCCUACCUCCCUUGAGUGAAUCUCUAUUCCUUGCAACUAAAAUAAAAUUGAUGAAAUAGAUCCUCACUAUGCCCUGGCCUUCAUGUUAGCUCCUGGGGUUACUGAUGAGGCAUUGUGGUUUACUGGAAAAAGCAACAGACUGAGGCCCAGCCACUGGUCACUGCAUGGCCUUCAGGGAGACAGCUACCUCUCCGGAACUUAAGUCUUCACUUGCAAACUUAAGUGAUGAUUUGUGAUGGUCCUUAAAACUACAGCUCUAUGACUAUUCAGAUACAUACCUUUUAUAGUGAUAGAUACUCCUGCUGAUUCAAAGCGUUGCUUUCCCUCGCCUGAGCAGUGAUAGAUGCCAUUGUGACUCAGGUUGGUCUUCAGAAUGGUGACUUCAGAAUUCUGAGGAGAAAACCUAAAAACCUUGCCAUUUUGGUAGAAAAGCAUCUUGUACACCAGCUUAUUCUUCCAUCCAUGACACCUCAAGGUCAGAGGUUCCCCUUCCAUGAUGACUCUGCUAGAGACCUGGAGCAGUAACCAAUCUGGAAAAUAUAGAUCCAAAAUGUAUAUAUGUAGUAGCAGAGGUACGAGGAGGCUGGAACUGGGCCCUGGGGGGUGGGGGGAGGUGUUCUUAUCUUUUUCUCUUUACAACAUUCUAACCUCAGAGCUCUGCUGAAUUUGAGGCCUGUUGCUCAAUUAGCUUUGCUGGGAAGAAAAGUAGUCUUUACCAGCAGCCAUGCACACAGCCCCUUCUUAUCUUCCCUUUCCAGAAUUCAGAAGUUGGUUGUGAUAAAAACAGUUUACCGUAUUAGUGGUAGGCAGUAUUCUAAGAUGACCCCAAUGAGUCACACCCUGUGUAAUCCCCUUGAGUGUGGGUAGAACCUGAGACUUGCAACAUAUCAACAGGAUAUGACAAAGGUUAUGGGAUGUCUCUGUCAUGAUGAUGUUACAUUAUAUGACUCUGUCUUAGCUGACUGGACUGAGAGAGUCUCCCACUGGCCUUGAAGAAGUGAGCCACUAUGUUGGGAGAGGGCCGUAUGGCAGGGGCCUGCCUCCAGGAGCGGAGACUGGCUUCUAGCUGACAGCCAGCAAAAAGGCAGGGACCUCAGGCCUACAACAUAAGGAAUUGAAUUCUGAAUUCUGCCAAUGACCACGUGAGCUUGGAAGAACUGAAGGAAGGAACACAGCCCAGUCAUACCUGAUUUCGGCCCCUGUGGAGCACCCAGCUAAGCUGUGCUGAGACCCAUGGAAAGAUAAUAAAUGUGUGUUGUUUUAA